CAUUAAAUUAUUUUUCAAUUUAGUUCUAUAGAAAAAUGUUAAAAUGUGGCAAACCAAAGACCGAACCUGAACCUAGAUUCAUAUAGGGGAUAAGCUAGUUUGAUUCAAAUCAAUUUUCUGACAACUUGCACAAUAUAAAAGGCGACCCUCGUGAAUAGUUCCUGAGAGAAGAGAGAAGACCCACUUAUAGCUAGAUUAGGCUGCUUCGUACGAGGUAAAUUACGGCAUUGCGUAUGAUUAAUGCAUCUGCAAAUUGAGGCCAGCGAAAAAAAACCUGCUGAAAGGUGCCUUCAGGAGAAGGCAACAGCCGUUAAGAGCGAGGCGCAGACACCGCUCGAUUAAUGAUUGAGUGCACGUCGUGAUAUUGAUGGGAGGAGGCGGGAUGGUAGCUGCAAUAAUUGAGUUUUAAAAGGAAACAGGUGGCGCCCAGGGAAGACGUAGCUGGACGGUUGAGUCAGCGGCUAGAUGAUUGGCAAUGGAGGAGUUACUAGUUAUUUAUGUAUCAGGAUGAAUCACAGAGUUCUUAUCCACGCAGAGUUCCUCUUCCGCUGUGGAGCCAGUUGCGAUUGACCAUCCCGCCAGCUAAUUAAUGCAGUGCAUGUCUUUGGGCUUUAUUUUAAUUCUCUAAGCGGUUCGCUUUUAUCAAUGGCGAUAAACCGCACACGCACCCAUAAACCUCGAUUUUUGGGAUAGUACAAUGUCCAAGGGUCUACGAAAUGACCUUAAAUUGAAUUGGCAAUUUUAUGGUUACGUUCAACAUGCGUGCUGUAUUUAUUUAUGGUAUUAAUAGACAAAAAUUAAAAUGCCAAAUCGAAAAUUCCUUUCGAAGAAUUUAUCAUAUUUGUCUGAUCGCAUUGCCCAUAAGAAGAUCCAUAACUGACAGCUGGAACGUGCAACAUUGUGAAUAUAAUGGAACCGGUCUCCAAUCAUCUACACCCGCCUAUAUAUACAAUUUAAUAAUCCAAAUUCAGCUGGGGCUAUCCAAUGAUCCGCACCGCAACCAGGCAACGGGCGGUUCGCACGUUCGGACUCGAGUCGACUCGAUCCCGGGGAGAACGCAUGCCGCAUACUAAAUAGGGGCGCUGAGAGGCUCCACUUUGGGUAUAUCCGAGUUUUAGCAACAGCUCAUUAUGCUCAUUUUGUAGUUUUUUUUUGCCAAUCUGAUUUCGUAUAUAAAUCUAACGCGUUGCGUUGGCCAGUCAUCACUUCUUUGGUGGAAACUUAAGUGUCAAGUUUAGCUCCUGCUGUGAUCCAGUGCGCGUAACAAAUAACAUAAAAAGUAUAUAUAACACAAAUUGCCAUAUCGAAGGACUUUAAGACAAAUAACCAAACAUCAGUCCCAACAUGAAGUUCAGUGCUGCGUUUGCUUUGCUGGUGAUCGUCGGUUUUGUGGCCAGCGGCGAUGCCUUGCCAGCCAGGAAAAAUCGGCAAUACCUUGUUCCAGGAAUGGCCUUUUAUCAACAACCGGCCGCCGCCGAAUGGUACGGUGCCGCCCCCCAGCAGAGAAUAAUGUACAUGCAGUACGUGCAGCCAGGACGCACUCAUGCACGCUCCACUCAGGCGGCAAGCGCACUUGUGGCCGGUGAAACCGUUGCCACCGGCACAUAUCUCAAGGAUUGCGAUCACGCAGAGUCCGAUGUGGCAGUCAGUGUGGAUGACAUCAGCUCGGAGACCGCCCAGGCUGAUGAUGCCCUGAGCGCUGCCGGCGGUGCCAGCUCUGUGGCCGAAGCCUAUCCCGAUGAGGCACCCGUGGUGCAGAUUGCCGUCGAUAGCAGCAACAGCGCCGAUGCCGACACUCAAUCGGCUGUGUCCGUAAGCGACGAUGCCGCCAAGGUGCCUCGCGACUUCAACUUUGCCGCCGAGGAACCAGCACCAGUGGCAACCGUUGACGAGGAUGAGCUGCCCGCACCGGCUCCAAUUGCGCCCGUUGCCGCCGUUGUACCCGCCAACCGUUAUCUGCCCGCCAAGAAGAAGGUCAUCGUCGAGCUGGACCAGUCUGCCGAAGAUGCCGAGGCCCAGGUGGCUGCUUUUGAGGAUGAAGAGGCCGAGAAUGCUGUUGCCGAUGAUGUCGAAGAGGAUGAUGAGGAGUUCUCCGAGCCCAUCAAGCCCGUCGCUAAGCGUCCCGCUCGCGUGCCCAACGCCCGCCGUCCCGCUGUCAAGAAGCCCAUUGGCACUGCUGGCAAGCCAGGACAGAAGCCCGCUCCUCUGCCGGCUGGCACAUUCUUCCCAGUAAACUUUGGUGGCACCACGGGCGGCGCCAUCGCCAUUGCCAACUCUUUCAGCACGGGUGAGGGCGGCUCUGCCACAUCGCACGCCAUUGCCUACGGCUCGCCGGAAGCCGUACGCGCUCGUGUCCGUCCCAGUCCCAGCAAGCGUCGCCAUUAAACAGCUGCCCACCUGCUCCCUGACUGACGCUCAUUCCCAUUGCGACGCCACUUGAAUGUCCACCACCAAUUCUUGCUAAUGCAUCGCCAGGUGCAACGAUACUUUCAUUUCGAGUCUGCGCCGAGUCUGUAAUCAAAGAUUUUUGUAAUUAUUAGCCAAAUUGUAAACGUUUCCGAGCGCAUUUUAAUAAAAGUUCUUUCUGU
Molecule: messenger RNA, 2588 nt
Organism: Drosophila montana
Lineage: Eukaryota; Metazoa; Arthropoda; Insecta; Diptera; Drosophilidae
Product: dentin sialophosphoprotein
Exons: 3
Coding region: 1345-2385 (346 amino acids)
Source: RefSeq, a predicted model, not a curated record